GUCCGGCACGCACUCGAAGAUGUGCUGCAGCCUUUGAUCGGAAAGGACAAGCGACUCCGGUGCCCUCUCUGGAUGUGGGUGCAGAUUGGCGCUGUUUCGGCAGCAGAGGCCAUUGUGCGAAAUGCCUCGCACGAUGAGGAAAUCGACGUUGAUGUUCUCGUUGCCUUGCAGCGGUGCCGUGACCACUCGGCCAAGGAGGAGAUCACCAGCCUCUUGCAGGAUCACCUCGGCGAGGAGGAAUUCAAGAGACUUGAGGCUGCUGCAGCAACUCGUCGACUCCUCAUGGAACUGCGAGAGGCUCACACCGAAGAGCGCGAGCCAGAGUUGGACAUCGUUUGCGAAGCGCUUGCUCAAGGUGCCAACCCAAAUGCGCAGGAGGAGGACGAAGAGGAGACGGACGAGGAAGAGGGGGAGGACGAAGAAGACGAAGCAGGAAGCAUGGAGGAGGACGAGGACGGAGAUGAGGAGGACAGCGACAAGGAGGAUGGCGAGACGGAGCCAGAAGGCGAGUGGGAUGAAGACGACAUAGGAUGA
This is a messenger RNA of Symbiodinium necroappetens, 534 nucleotides long. NCBI's taxonomy places the organism in Eukaryota, Dinophyceae, Suessiales, Symbiodiniaceae. The record is from the annotation of a GenBank genome assembly.